GUCUAUUUGCUAUUUCGCAUAUGAAAAAAAGCAGUUGAUCAUCGAUUCAUUGAUUUCAGAAGGGUGGUGUUAAGUGUUAUAAAAGGAAGAGUUCGUGGUCACCUAACUUGUAAAGUAUGUUUUAUUUCUCGGAAUUACCAACUCUGUAAAAAAUCGUAGCAACUGUUUCCGGCUUACUAACAAUAAGAUAUUUCCCUAGGUUUCUGUUAGAAGAAUUGUUUAAAAUGGAGUAAAAUUUUUGCUAUAGAAUAGUUUAAGUAUUUGCAACGAUUUAUGUUAAAGGCAGCUUGUCUUGAUCAUUAUUGCCUUAAUCAAAUCUCACAAAUUAUGAAUUAAAUUUCUCUAUUGUGAAAACAUGGCAAUGUUUUUACAGAAGCAGGGUGUCCCGGCCUUUUGGAGGUGAAAUCAACGGGUGCGCUGCGAACAAGAUCAAAACUCACUAGGCUUGCCGACAGUAUUGUCAAAGUGUCAUCUAAGCGGCAAUGACGCUUCCUAUUAUGCCCCUGCAGCGUAAAUUGAUGUUGAUACGAGAAAUAGUUGAAAAAUCGUGCUGUUGCGUUUAAAUUGGACGAUCAGUUGAAGCGUUAGCAAAGAUAAGGCAACAAUUUCUCCGUGAUUUUUACAAGUCCGUGAAAUCGAGUCUUGUGCACAGCUGGGUAUCGGAACAGUCGGUGGAUUAAGAACAGAGAAUAAGCUCGAAUUGGGACAACGUGACCUAGAUUGGAUUCUAAAUGGCCGUUGACUUAUCUAGCCAUCUUAACAAGUCACCAGAUCGCCUACACGACGAGAACUACGAGUCUGUAACCUCAAAUGGGGUCAUAAUCAAUGCCCUCGCAUCCAAACAGAAGGAUACCGUGGCAUCGAACUAUUUCUCUCUCAACUCUUUUAUGGAGCAAUCGCCUGCGAUUCCCGAAUCACCUUUAGUCAUACACAGGCACACUCCAAAUAAUCUAAUGGUUGGUGACACUUCGAAAAGUGGGUACUUUACGUCAAACGCAAACCCGGCGAGUCCACCUUUUCAGCGAGUCGGGGUGAACGGCAGUAGUUUCAUCAACUCACACAGCCCGCAGAGAACAGACUUCGAGAUGAGUACCCGGCAGCAGCAGCCCGAGACGAUUCUCCUUUCACACACGGGUAUGUUCGACCCUACAUCAGCUACGACGACCUCAAAUGCAUAUAACCAUGCUUUUGGGGUAUUCGGCAGCAACGGGACAAAUCUUCAUUCGCCAGUGAGUCUGAUGAACGGCACUGUAGAACUAAGGCAAUCUUCAAUGCAGUCACUGCAACCUCAUCCGUUUUAUAGCCAUUCACAACUCACGGCUUCUCACGACCAGAACACUGUGCAAAGGUCUACUGUGUCACCUCUUCUUGGCAAUCCUAUGGGUUAUAGAGCCUAUCCACAGAUCAGUGACCUGUUCCCGCCGCGAGCUGAGUUCUAUGCACAACAAGCUCCGUUCGGACAUCCACAGUAUUGGUACAUGCGACAGCCAAUGAACCAGGUUCUAACGUGUUUAUGGCUAGACCAGCAACCGUUUCCUAAAACAAAACCUUGUGGAAAGCAAUUUACAGUCAUGCAAGAUAUUGUUAGACAUUUAAACGACGAGCAUGUUAGCAGAUUGGAUAACAACGAGUAUGUAUGCUACUGGCAGAACUGCACGCGAAGUCUGCUGCCUUUCAAAGCAAAGUAUAAGCUGGUGAAUCAUAUUCGAGUUCACACUGGAGAAAAACCUUUUCCUUGUCCGUUUCCUGGUUGUGGAAAGCUGUUUGCUAGAAGUGAAAAUCUAAAAAUACACAAAAGGACGCAUACAGGGGAGAAGCCGUUUCCUUGUGAGUUUCCAGGCUGUGACCGGCGUUUUGCCAAUUCAAGCGACAGAAAGAAACACAUGCAUGUGCACACUUCGGAUAAGCCCUACAACUGUCAUAUAAGAGGCUGUAAUAAAAGUUAUACGCACCCUAGUUCUCUACGUAAACACAUGAAACUACAUGGCAUUUCACCAUCACCUUCUGGAUCUGAGGAAGAAGAAGUUGAGAGCGUAGAAUCGUCACCGGUCCACCCGGCAAACCAGAAAGAAAAAUCAGUUAACGCAGGCAUUGAGAAGGGGCAAGAGCACAACAACAACAACAACAACAUCGAUAGCAUGACAAUCAAAGAAGAAGAACACGACACAGAUUCCGAUUUGGACAUACAAUCGAGUUUAGGAACUCAGUCAAGAAGCAUUUCUUCUUGGUACCCCUGUGAAGGACAAAUUUAGGAUGGAAGGAAUUAAUUAGCGCGAAAAUAACACUUAUUGGAAUUCUUAAUGCAAAUCUUAACGCAAGGGUAUAUAGAUGGCGUUUUCCUAUUUUUCGGAUAUUUUGACAUUUUUACAGUGGCAAAGAAGGCGUCAGUGUCUUAUUUAAGGUAUAUAGAGUUCCAAGAUACACUGGCGUGACAAUAACCGACAUUUCUGUGGAAUUUAGUAACUAGAAAAUAAUCGGUUUAAUUAUAUAUCUAUGCGGCAAAGAGGCGUGAUUUCAUAAUCAAAGGAAAAAUGUCAACUGAGACUCGUCCAAGAGAAACAUUUCGAAAUGUCGUUGUUGUAGCCAGAAGAGCUUUCUUGUGCCUGGUCCAAUUGUAAAUACGGUUCGCAUAGAGUACAGUUAGCUAAUCUCGAUUAAAAGAAUAUAUACACCUUUGUAAAUAUAUGGUAUACAGAAUUUAUCCUUAAGUUACGUUUCUUAAUUUAUGACACUUCUACUUGCUAUACAUAUAAUCUAGUAAGAAAUGUGUAAAUAGUAAACAAUGCUGGGUUUACUUUAUAGUUUUAUUAUGUUGGCCUUGACAGAGAAAUCAACCUUUCUUCUAUCUGGUCUUUGCACAAUGAGAAGAUGGAAAGGAAUCCUUAAACAGUGAAAUGCUGAAUCAAUAUUGGGGUUGAUUACCCAAAUUUGUUUUGGUACUGGGUAGUCUGCUGUCCACUGCCAACCCCGGAAUUCAAAUAGGCUGUAUAUAUUCUUCGUUCCAAGGAAGAUGGAAGAAGGCCUGUAGGCCUGUUUACGUCAAUAAAAAUGUGUACAGGAAUUCUGCGAAAUGUAGUUCCUACAAUAGUUUCACUUGUUGUUUUUCUUAGUGCAUUUCAAAACUCAAUGCAAAAAAUCGAGCGCCAAUCUCUAGUGCUCUAGAAGGAAAGCAGAGAAUUGCUUGACCCCCUUAUGACUUUUAUCAUUUCUUCUUUAUAUCCAAGAUUCCUAUUAAGGUUCACAAAGUUAUUUUAAAGAAAUCAAUUUUCAUUUACACACUAGAAUCUUAGGCUCACUUGAAUCAAUUUGGGAAUAUAUCUAAAUAUAUAUUAUAGAGAAUUUGUAAACAGCUAUGAAUCUUUAUCAAUUGGGUUAGGACUUUACACUCAGCUUUGACACACAUUUAGAAUGUUUUUAUCUUACAUCUCAUUUUGAUACACAACGUAUUUAUAAGAACAAGAUGUUCAGUUUUGUUACUGUGUACUUUGUAACUUUUUCGUUAAUUAAACUUCUGACGAUGUAAAAUUGCUAUAAUAUGAGUAUAUAAAGAGAAAUGAUUUAGAGGCUGUUGUGAAAUCAAAAGAGACUUAAAUAUGUAUAAA
Rhopilema esculentum is the source of this 3602-nucleotide messenger RNA. RefSeq lists its product as uncharacterized. Gene Ontology annotation, biological process: regulation of transcription by RNA polymerase II. Lineage: Eukaryota; Metazoa; Cnidaria; Scyphozoa; Rhizostomeae; Rhizostomatidae. Gene Ontology annotation, molecular function: RNA polymerase II cis-regulatory region sequence-specific DNA binding; DNA-binding transcription factor activity, RNA polymerase II-specific. The record is from RefSeq and is a predicted model, not a curated record. Gene Ontology annotation, cellular component: nucleus.